This is a messenger RNA of Pteronotus mesoamericanus, 2546 nucleotides long. RefSeq names its product coproporphyrinogen oxidase (gene CPOX). The record is from RefSeq and is a predicted model, not a curated record. The transcript has 7 exons. Lineage: Eukaryota; Metazoa; Chordata; Mammalia; Chiroptera; Mormoopidae. Gene Ontology annotation, molecular function: coproporphyrinogen oxidase activity. Bases 154 to 1482 code for a protein of 442 amino acids. Gene Ontology annotation, cellular component: cytoplasm.
UUACUACCCGCCUCCCAGGAGCCCAACCAGGUACAAGAUCUUCUUCGCUGAAAGUUUCCUGACCCAUCGCGGCGUGUUGGCUCGGGACUACUGGGAGCGCCCCAGGGCCGAUCUCCGGGACGAGGGCACUGCCCAGGGUGACGACGCGAGAGCAUGGCCUUGCACCUGGGCAGGCUGAGCGCAGGCCCCUGCUGGCGCGUGGCGCGUGGCGGCUGCGGAGAGCUGCGCGAAUGGUCCCGACGCUGCCCGGCCCGACGCUUCUGCCGGCCCCCUGGCGUGGCCAGCGCGGAGCAGACCCGCGGGCUGGGGCGGGGCGCGAUGGCCAGAGGCGGCUCUCGGCUGGGGACCGGGCUGGCCAUGGCGCUGGCGGGGCUGGCGGGACUAGGCGCCGCCGCCUUUGUGCACUCAGAGCGGGCGGAGAUGGUGCCCAAGAUCUCGGGGGCGCAGGGCCCCUCGCCGGGGAGGCCGGAGGAGGAGGACGAGCUGGCCCGCCGUUGCAGCGGCUUCAUGGCCUCGCCUGUGACCGACCUGCGCGAGCUGCAGAGGAGGCCAGGUGACACGAAGACCAAGAUGGAGCUACUGAUCCUGGAGACCCAGGCCCAGGUGUGCCGGGCGCUGGCACAGGUUGAUGGCGGCGCCAGCUUCUCUGUGGACCGGUGGGAGAGGAAGGAAGGAGGUGGUGGCAUCAGCUGUGUACUUCAAGAUGGGCGUGUUUUUGAAAAGGCCGGGGUGAGCAUUUCUGUUGUUCACGGAAAUCUUUCUGAGGAAGCAGCAAAGCAAAUGAGAAGCAGAGGAAAAAUGCUGAAGACUAAAGAUGGUAAAUUGCCAUUUACUGCUAUGGGUGUGAGCUCUGUUAUCCACCCCAAGAAUCCUCAUGCUCCUACUAUGCAUUUCAAUUACAGAUACUUUGAAGUAGAAGGAGCUGAUGGUACUAGGCAGUGGUGGUUUGGUGGUGGAUGCGACCUUACUCCAACAUACCUGAACCAAGAGGAUGCUGUCCAUUUUCAUAGAACUCUAAAGGAGGCUUGUGACCGGCACAGCCUGGAUCUCUACCCUAAAUUUAAAAAAUGGUGUGAUGAUUACUUUUUUAUAGCCCAUCGCGGGGAGCGCAGGGGCAUCGGGGGUAUCUUUUUCGAUGACCUUGACUCUCCAUCCAAGGAGGAGGUGUUUCACUUUGUGCAGAGCUGUGCCCAGGCUGUCAUUCCUUCUUAUAUUCCCCUUGUGAAAAAGCACUGUGACGACUCAUUCACCCCUCAGGAGAAGUUGUGGCAGCAGCUCCGGAGAGGACGGUAUGUUGAAUUUAACCUGCUGUAUGAUCGGGGUACAAAAUUUGGCCUCUUCACGCCAGGAUCCAGGAUCGAAAGCAUCUUGAUGUCUUUACCUCUAACUGCCCGCUGGGAGUACAUGCAUUCACCGUCAGAAAACUCCAAAGAAGCUGAAAUUCUGGAAGUUCUACGCCAUCCAAGGGACUGGGUGCACUGAUGCAGGCAAAGCAGCCUCCCUGGGGAUAGGGGACACAGAAGGCCUGCCCCCACUCCGCUGGCCAGCACCGUUGCCACUGUGUAUCAGUUAGUUACCUGCAUCUUGAGCCCCAGCCCUCACUCUGGAGUCUGCCUCCUUGGUGGGUGGAGAGAUGUGUUUUAAGCACCACAGGUUUCCAUUGGAUGUUGUCGGGGGUGAGUGGGUGAGAUGGCAACUUGUCAGAGUCCAUUCGUGGGUAUAAUUCUCAAUUACGCUUUUCGAACCACUUUAUAUGACUAGUUUAGAAAAUAUAACAUUGGGUUUCCUGUACUGAGUUAAGGGAAUUUAAAUAUUUUGUAUCAGGGAACUUCCCAUGUUAUUUUCAUUUCAUAUUUUUUUUUAAAGUUUUAGUUUCUAUGAAAAUCUGUCUUGGGAUAAAUUUAUUUUCAUUUAUUCAAUAAGGUUGAGUUUCUUAGUAAUUUUAGAAAGCAACUUCAAGGUUAAAGUUUUACUUUGUGAUUACCAAAGUUUCUUUAAUCGUAAUGUUUAUAUUUAUGUAUCUUGCUGUAGAAAUCAUAAUAUUGUAUAAUACUCACUUUUUUAUAACAAUAGAUAUUUGAGAACACUUGAAAUUUUCUUAAUCUCUGCAUGCAUUACAAUUUAGUGAUUACCUGUAGUUGUUAAGUCUACAUCACUGUUAUUUAAUAAGGAACUUCCAAUUUGUAACUUUGAUUUUUGUAGAACUAUAAUUUGUUAAUGUUGGAAUUCUCUGCACUUUUGAAUGUGAAAGCUUAUAACAUAAAUUCUGGUAUUUAAAAUGUUCUAUUGCAGACAGUUCUAUAUGGAAAUCUGAACAACCCUAGGGAUGUUAUAAAUAUAGGUAGGAAAUGUUAUGAGUGUGAGAAGCAUGUAGGCAUUUUAUAAAUGUAUUUUUCUUUUAAAAUAAAAUCAAAACAAAAUUCUUAAUAUGGCUUCUUUGUUUAUAUCAUAUUAUGAACAUGUUUGGGUUUUUUUUAAUCCAUAAUAUGUUAAAGUUUGUAAGGAAUAGUAUCUUCCUACCUAGUAUUAAGCAUUAUCUUGGAACA